GCCAGUUCGUGCCGACGCCGCGCAUGUUCGAGCCGUUCGAGCUAACCUCAAACUCAGUCUGCGUGUCAACACUGUCAACUUGAAACGCGCGAAACGGGAGAGUAUGUCGAGAGUAACCGAAUCCCUGAAGAGGCUGAACGUCAAGAACGACGCAGGAACGCGCGGACAGGACGACGAAAUGGUCGGCAAGAAGGUCGAGCUGACGCUGUCGCUAGAAGAGACGGUGUCGCACGAUCAGAACUACAUCCUCUCCGUCUGUGGAACUCAAAGUGAGCCAGAAUUUACAAUUGGAGCAGGACUGUCGGACCAUUCGUGCGUGAUAUAUUCUGUUGGCGAGUCCACGAGCCGAACGAUUACCCUGGACCAUAAUCAAGCACCCAUCGUGGGAGUUAAGUUCAGUCCCACUUCUAAAAAUAUAUUAUAUAUCGCGACUAACGAUGGGCUAAUUACAGCACGUGAUUUGCGUGCUAAAGGAAAGGUCGUGGCAGAAUUCAAAGAUGGUACGGAAGAUGGCAAAACAAAGCCUUUGGCUAGCUUUGACCUCAGCUGCGAUGAAAGGCUCGUAGCCGGUGGGACGGAGCACACCGGUGGAGAUGCGUUUAUUCUAUUUUGGGACCUAAGGCAAAGUGGUUCAAAAAUAGGAAAUAAAAACAAUCUCCUUGGUGGAUAUUGGGAAUCGCAUAUGGAUGACGUCACUUGUCUGACCUUUCAUCCCACCAAGCGGAAUGUUUUGGCAUCGGGUAGCACUGACGGUCUGAUGAAUAUAUUCGACCUGACGCAAUCCUCGGAAGAUUUGGCCUUGACAUCCUCGUUAAAUACCGAGUCGUCAGUGGACAGGCUAGGUUGGUUAACCGAUGAUUCUCUAUGGUGUACGACACAUACGCAUUUGCAAUUAUGGGAAUGCGAAGGUGCUUGUGCGUAUGAAACAUUCGCGCGCAGUCAUUUAGCAGUAUCGCGGAAGGAUGAUCCUGAUAAUUGUUACUUAGUGAAAUUCCACACGACAAAUGUGUUUGGACAACCAUUCCUGCUGGCGGGUUCUAGUACAGUUACAAGGGAAAAUUUAAGAUGUUUGAGUAUUAGGGAGAAUUGUUUGGAAACGUGUUACGAAAUUAUAGGGAACAAACAAAUAGUACGGGACAGCUGGAUCCAUGAAAAGAGUGGUAGCUUGGUGACAGUCGGCGAGAAAGGCAUUAUCAACGUGUGGCGACAAGCGGAAUCGCCGACACAGCGAGAUUCGGAUCAUAAGUUGUUAACUAAAAUUGGAAACGGCCGUGACCGGCAUCACAGGAUUAAACCCUAUUAAAAUAAGUAUUUAAGGCAAAUAAUGUAAAUUCGAAACGUCAUGAUUGUAUAUUUCCCUCACAUUCUUCUUUAUUACAAUAACAGUUUGUACAUUUAUAAUAAAUAGGUAUUAUUUGUU
Messenger RNA from Temnothorax curvispinosus, 1420 nucleotides. Its product is annotated as WD repeat-containing protein 89-like. NCBI's taxonomy places the organism in Eukaryota, Metazoa, Arthropoda, Insecta, Hymenoptera, Formicidae. The record is from RefSeq and is a predicted model, not a curated record. The transcript has 7 exons. Bases 104 to 1303 code for a protein of 399 amino acids. Gene Ontology annotation, molecular function: protein binding.